Molecule: messenger RNA, 1008 nt
Organism: Gossypium arboreum
Lineage: Eukaryota; Viridiplantae; Streptophyta; Magnoliopsida; Malvales; Malvaceae
Product: light-harvesting complex-like protein OHP1, chloroplastic
Exons: 4
Coding region: 494-829 (111 amino acids)
Source: RefSeq, a predicted model, not a curated record
UUUCUCAAACUUAUAUUUUUAUUCAAGUAAUCCUAAAUCCAAACUAAUCUUUUAAAAACAAAAAGGAGAAGAAGCGGUCUCAAAACAAGCAGAACCGAAAAUGGCGAUGACGGGACCGAUGGCAAAGGGAGAGAUCGUUUACAAAAUGUACAGGGCUUAUCACCCUUGCUGCACCUUCACUUACACUGGUGCAAGAUCCGAGGCCUAGAGCAUUCUAUCAGGUCGCAUGAACGCUUUGGUCGGCCUUUCCUCCGCCGUCCCUCAUGCGGCCCAAUUCUCUGGUUCCACGUCGUCUCUGUACGAGAAGGAAUGGCCGCCACUCCUGUCAUUAAACUUUGCAGUCAACGGAGACCUGAUGUCAACAUUUUGAUGACAACGACGAAAGUUUCCGCAUUGCUCUUGUUAUGGGGACCCACUGGCUUUUGAGUUUGAAGUAGAUAAAAGCACAAAUAAGCCACACGAUAGCUUUGGCUUUGGUUGCAGACUGUUGACAAUGGCUACUUCUUCGCUCAUUUCCUCCCCAUCACUUCUUCCAACUAAGCCCUUAACAAUUCAUCGCCAAAAUCAGUAUCAUAACACGACAACCUUCAGAAAUCGAACAUCCUUCAAGGUUCUAGCUGCCAAGCUUCCUGCUGGUGUUGAAGUGCCAAAAGUAGAACCAAAAUUCAAAGCACCAUUUCUUGGAUUUACGAGGACAGCUGAAAUAUGGAAUUCCCGGGCUUGUAUGAUUGGCAUAAUUGGUAUUUUCAUUGUAGAACUGAUUAUAAACAAGGGAAUACUUCAGACAAUUGGGGUAGAUGUCGGCAAAGGUCUUGACAUUCCUCUGUAAAGAUUCAACCCAAGGAAACAAGCACGAUAGCUCUAUCUAAAUGGCGCUUUAUUGUGAACAAGUAAACAUAUUUUUGUUGUAUUAAAAAUCACAACACAUUAUGUAUUCCAUAUCUUAAUUCUGUAACACUUUUGACUAUCAUAUGAAGUACUUCAUGUUUGCCGUGUUCAAGCUUCAAA